CAUCAUCUCGCCUUUUUUCUCUCUCCAAACCUCUCUGUUCCUGUUCCCGCAAUCUCUCUGUGAACCGCUUCUUCAACCUUCCUUUCAUUCUUCUUCUUCCUUGCACUCACUCAGCCUGCCGAGCCUCAGCUUCUCUGGUGGAAAACCCUAGCUUCCCGAUUUGGGUAGCCAUGAUGUUUUCGGCUACGACGUCGUCUCAGAUUCGCUUCCUCCUCCACAGCUUGACUGAAUCUAAUGCUGAAUCCAUUCUCAACGAGCUCUGCGAGUUCAUUGACUGUGGAGUUGAAGGAAGCUUCAUACUGCUCAGAACUUGUUUGGAUCAUUUCACUAGUCAUGGGACAGAUUUGGACAACCCGCUGUUGCGACUAGUUGUUUCUUCUGUUUUCAAGCAUCUCUUGGACAGACCCAAUUUUAGUACAAUAUUUUGCGAGUCCCUUAAAACUAGAGAUAUCAACCAAGUUAUUCUCGAGAACAUCUCGAAUCUGUUAAACUUGUCAAUGUGUGAAAGAAUUGGAGUUGGUCUCGCUGUUUCAGAUUCUGAAAAUCUCGAUACAAGGACUUGUGGAAAUAACUUCUGCAUUACUCAGAUUGAGGAACUUUGUGCUAAUGCUGUAUCUAUGGAUUCCACUCAGCAAAUUCAGGAUAUUAUCAUGUUCCUCCAACGGUCUGAAGGGCUCUCAAAGCAUUUAGAUUCCUUCAUGCAAAUGCUAUCUUUGGUGCAGUUAAAAGAUGUUACAGAGUUUGUUUUGUCACCGCUGCUUUCAGAUGAAUUGCGAGAGGAGAAAAUUUUAAGGAAUGUAAAUCUGUCACAUGAGUCCCGCGAUAAUGAUUUUGAUUCCAUCUUAGCCGAAAUGGAGAAGGAAAUGAGCAUGGGAGAUAUUAUGAAGGAACUGGGUUAUGGAUGCACAGUCAAUGCUACACAAUGCAAAGAGAUCGUGUCCCUCUUCUUGCCGCUGACAGAGAUUACUAUCUCUAAGAUACUUGGCAUGAUAGCUCGCAAUCACACUGGUCUUGAGGACAGUCGAAAUUUAUAUACAACUUUUAGUCUAGCAUUGGGUUGCAGCGCCUUGUCUGAUCUUCCAUCCUUGAACUCAUGGGAUGUGGAUGUUCUCAUAGACACAGUGAAGCAACUUGCACCUAGCAUUGACUGGAUAAGAGUAAUGGAAAAUCUGGAUCACGAGGGUUUUUACAUUCCUAAUGAGGAAGCAUUCACAUUUUUCAUGUCUGUAUAUAGACGUGCAUGCCAGGACACGUUUCCUCUUCAUACUAUUUGUGGUUCGGUUUGGAAGAAUAUGGAGGGUCAGAUUUCCUUCCUUAAACAUGCUGUGUCGGCACCACCUGAAAUAUUUACAUUUGCUCACUCUGGGAGACAGCUGGCUUAUAUUGAUGGACUGCAUGGCCAUAAGCUUCAGCUUGGACAUACAAAUCAAGCAUGGAUGUGUCUUGAUCUUUUGGAUAUACUGUGUGAACUUGCUGAGAGAGGUCAUGCUAGAUCUGUGCAAUCAAUGCUGGAGUUUCCUCUUAAAAACUGGCCUGAGCUAUUGCUACUUGGGAUGGCACAUACUAACACCGCAUACAAUCUUCUCCAGUUCGAAGUUUCUUUUUCAGUCUUCCCAUUGAUGUUAAGAAAUCCUCUUGGUAGUGAUUUAAUCUUUCAGCUAUGGCAUGUUAACCUUAAUCUGGUGUUACGGGGAUUUGUGGAUGCUCAAAACAGUGAUCCAGAUUGCAUGGUUAGGAUAGUUGAAAUCUGCCAAGAAUUGAAGAUACUUUUGUCAGUACUAGAUACGAUUCCUCCUUCCUGCAGUAUAAGAUUAGCUGCUAUUGCUUCACGACAGGAAUGUUUAGACCUUGAGAAGUGGUUGAGUAACAGUUUGAAAACAUACAAAGAUGUAUUUUUUGAGGAAUGCCUCAAGUUCUUAAAAGGGAUUCAUUAUGGGGGAUCUCAAGAUUUUACAACCAAACCUUUUUAUCCUUCCAAUGCGAUUUCAAAUAUUUAUCUCGACACUGCUUCUACUUUCUUGAAGGUUCUAAGAUCUAAUGUAGGUACUACUGCUUCUGCUAAACUAUUUGAGGAAAUGGAGAAGUUGCAUGAUGCCGUUCUGGAGUCGAACCCAAAGCUGCAAAACGGUGAUGCUCCAGAUGCGCCUGGAGCAGAAGGAGGAUAUACAGAUGACAUUGAGGCCGAAGCUAAUUCCUACUUCCAACAAAUGUUUUCCGGUCAGUUGACCAUUGAAGCGAUGGUUCAAAUGCUUUCUCGGUACAAGGAAUCUUCAGUUAAAAGGGAACAAUCAAUUUUCGAAUGCAUGAUUGCAAAUCUGUUUGAGGAGUAUAGAUUCUUCCCGAAAUAUCCUGAAAGACAGCUGAAAAUUGCGGCAGUUCUCUUUGGCUCUGUUAUUAAGCAUCAGCUUGUAACUCACCUUACUCUUGGGAUUGCAUUGCGUGGUGUCCUUGAUGCACUUCGUAAACCUGCAGAUUCAAAAAUGUUUGUGUUUGGUACCAAGGCUGUAGAGCAGUUUGUGGAUCGUUUGAUUGAGUGGCCGCAGUACUGCAAUCAUAUUCUGCAAAUAUCACAUUUACGAAGCACACAUGUGGAACUUGUUGCUUUCAUUGAACAGGCUCUUCUGAGGCUAUCUGCAGGCCAUUCUGAUUCUGAUGCUACUGCAGGAAAUGUGGAGCUACAACAAAAACAUGAAACUGCCAUGGAUGAUCGACUUAAAGUCAUUGGAUCAUCAGUCAAUGAUGUAAAACAAUUUUUAUCUUCUGUGGGGCAAACUUCAAUUCAACCCGUAGGUGAUGCUCCUACAAAUCAAAAGAAUACAAUCAGUACUCCAGCUGUGUUGACUUCUGCCUCUGGUUUUGUCCGUCCUUCACGGGGGGCUGCUUCUACCAGGUUUGGUUCAGCUUUGAAUAUUGAAACACUUGUUGCUGCGGCUGAGAAAAGAGAAACUCCUCUAGAGGCUCCUGCAUCGGAUGUACAGGAUAAGAUUUCAUUUAUGAUUAAUAAUAUUUCACUUGCUAAUCUUGAAGCCAAAGCAAAAGAAUUUUCUGAGAUUUUGAAGGAGCAGUUUUUUCCCUGGUUUGCUCAGUAUAUGGUCAUGAAGAGGGCUAGCAUUGAGCCAAAUUUCCAUGACUUGUAUUUGAAGUUUCUGGACCGAGUUAAUUCAAAAGCUUUGAGUAAAGAGAUUGUUCAGGCUACUUACGAGAACUGCAAGGUUCUGUUAGGAUCAGAGCUUAUAAAAUCAAGCUCAGAAGAACGUUCACUGCUGAAGAAUUUGGGAAGCUGGCUUGGGAAACUAACAAUUGGCAGGAAUCAAGUAUUGCGAGCUCGUGAAAUAGAUCCAAAAUCUUUGAUAAUUGAGGCAUAUGAAAAAGGGUUAAUGAUUGCUGUAAUACCAUUUACUUCUAAGAUUCUUGAACCAUGUCAAAGUAGUUUAGCAUACCAACCCCCAAACCCUUGGACCAUGGGCAUUCUUGGACUACUGGCAGAGAUUUAUUCAAUGCCUAACUUGAAAAUGAACCUGAAGUUUGACAUUGAGGUUCUGUUUAAGAAUCUUAGUGUGGAUAUGAAAGAAAUAACGCCAACUUCUCUUCUUAAAGACCGGAAGAGAGAAGUUGAAGGUAAUCCUGAUUUUUCUAAUAAGGACGUUGGAGCAUCUCAGACGCAGAUGGUAGCCGAAGCAAAGCCCAGCAUAAUGUCUUCUUUAAAUCAAGUGGAGCUUCCACUGGAGGUUGCAACCCCAUCGAAUUCUGGAAAUCACACUCACCUGUUAUCGCAGUACGUUCCCCCACUUCAUCUUUCUUCUGGCACAUUAAUGGAAGACGAAAAGCUUGCUGCGCUGGGCUUGUCUGAUCAGCUUCCUACUGCCCCUGGACUCUUACAAGCUACAACGUCGCCAUCACCAUUCUCAACCAAUCAGCUUCCUGCGGGUAUUCCUAAUAUAGGAAGUCUUGUUGUGAUCAACCAGAAGCUUAAUAGUUUGGGAUUGCACAUUCAUUUUCAGAGAGCAGUUCCAAUUGCAAUGGAUAGAGCUGUCAAAGAGAUCGUUUCUGGUAUUGUGCAGCGUAGUGUCUCUAUAGCCACCCAAACAACAAAGGAACUGGUUUUGAAGGAUUAUGCCAUGGAAUCAGAUGAGACCCGAAUAUUUAAUGCAGCGCAUUUGAUGGUUGCUAGUCUGGCCGGAUGUCUAGCACACGUGACUUGCAAGGAACCUUUACGAGGUUCAAUAUCAAGUCAACUCAGAAGUUCUCUCCAGAAUUUGGGCGUUGCCAGUGAUCUGCUUGAGCAAGCUGUUCAGCUUGUUACAAAUGAUAACCUUGAUCUUGGUUGUGCCAUAAUUGAACAGGCUGCUACAGAUAAGGCUAUACAAACCAUUGACGGUGAAAUAGCCCAACAGCUGUCUUUAAGAAGGAAGCAUAGAGAGGGUGUUAAUACAACCUUUUUUGACACUGGUAUGUACGCACAAGGACCUCUUGGUGUUGUGCCUGAGGCUCUCCGUCCCAAGCCAGGACAUCUGUCCAUUUCACAACAGCGAGUUUAUGAGGAUUUUGUUAGGCUUCCCUUGCAAAAUCAAAAUAGCCAAGCUGCACAGUCUACUGGUUCUUCAAUUACAGCUAGUGGUACUGGUUUGAGUAGUCAAUUUGGUUUGUCAUCGGGACAACUGAACUCAGGAUACACAUCUGGACUUGUUGCUGGACUUGAAGGAGGAUCUCGGUCUCUGGAUGAUGCUGUAGACCCUACCUGUGUGCCCCAACUAAGUGCAACUCCAGGACAUAUUGCUGCUGAUGGUGUUGGCGUGCGAGGUCCAGAAAAUGAUUUGGUCGUUGCUUCUUUCCCUUUGGCUGCAUCAACCCCUGAGCUGCCUGCAGCUGAUACCUCUGACAAUAUAAAGGAACCUGGAUCUUCUUCCCAACCAUUGUCCUCACCUAUCACAACUGAUCGUCUUGCAACUACUAUGUCAGAACCCUCACUUACCACCAGAGAUGCAUUGGAUAAAUUCCAAGUUAUUUCACAGAAGUUGGAGGCUUUGGUUAGUAAUGAGGCUCGGGAAACUGACUUCCAGGGUGUCAUUGCCGAGGUUCCUGAGAUCAUACUAAGAUGUGUAAGUCGGGAUGAAGCUGCUCUUGCUGUGGCGCAAAAGGUGUUUAAAGUUUUAUACGACAAUGCAUCAAACACUUUUCAUGUUGGUGCCCAUCUUGCCAUUCUGAUUGCCAUUCGCGAUGUUUGCAAGCUAGUUGUAAAGGAACUUACUAGCUGGGUGAUUUACUCUGAGGAAGAGCGGAAGUACAACAAGGACAUUACUCUUGGCCUUAUUCGCAGUGAACUACUAAAUCUUGCAGAAUAUAAUGUUCAUAUGGCGAAACUAAUUGAUGGAGGCAGGAAUAAGGCCGCAACAGAGUUUGUCAUAUCCCUCCUCCAAACAUUGGUUGUGGAAGAAUCAAGUGUUAUUUCCGAACUUCACAAUCUUGUUGAUGCAUUAGCUAAGGUAGCUGCAAAACCUGGAUCUUCAGAGCCUUUGCAACAACUGGUUGAGAUAAUCAAGAAUCCAUCUGCUAGUACAGCUGCUAUAUCUGGGGUUAACGUUGGGAAAGAGGAUAAGGCUAGACUUGCCAGAGACAAAAAGGCUCCUGGACAUUCCACAGCAAACAGAGAAGAUUCUAGUUUUCUCGAGUCUGAAGAUCCAGUUGGUUUUCGUGAUCAGGUAUCGAUACUAUUUGCUGAAUGGUACCGAAUAUGUGAGCUACCCGGUGCUAAUGAAGCCGCAUUUAACCAUUUCAUAUUACAAUUACAUCAGAAUGGGCUUCUGAAAGGGGAUGAUAUGACGGAUCGGUUUUUCCGUCUGCUCACAGAAAUUUCUGUGGCACAUUGUUUAUCAUCUGAAGUAAUUAAUUCGGGUGCAUUACAAUCACCACAACAAAUACAGAAUCUAUCGUUCCUUGCGAUCGACAUUUAUGCCAAGCUUGUAUUUUCGAUCUUGAAGGGAUCUGGUAAAACUUCUCUUUUAUCCAGGAUUCUGGCGGUGACUGUAAGAUUCAUUCAGAAGGAUGCCGAAGAGAAGAAAGCAUCGUUUAAUCCGAGACCAUAUUUUAGAUUGUUUAUUAACUGGCUUCCUGACCUUGGCUGUCUAGAACCUAUUGUUGAUGGUGCCAACUUUCAGAUAUUGACAGCUUUUGCUAAUGCAUUUCAUGCGUUGCACCCUCUUAAGAUUCCAGCGUUCAGCUAUGCUUGGCUUGAGCUGGUUAGUCAUAGAAGUUUUAUGCCAAAGAUGCUUACUGGGAAUAAUCAGAAGGGUUGGCCUUACAUCCAGCGUUUGCUGGUAGACGUGUUCCAAUUCAUGGAGCCAUUUUUGCGGAACGCUGAACUUGGACCACCGGUUUAUUUUCUUUAUAAAGGCACCCUUAGGGUGUUGCUUGUCUUACUUCAUGAUUUCCCUGAGUUCCUAUGUGACUAUCAUUUUACUUUCUGCGAUGUGAUUCCUCCUAGCUGCAUUCAGAUGCGGAAUAUUAUCCUUAGUGCGUUUCCUCGUAACAUGAGACUACCAGAUCCGUCCACCCCCAAUUUGAAGAUUGACUUGCUUGCGGAAAUCAAUCAAUCCCCACGUAUUCUAUCUGAGGUGGAUGGAGCUCUUAAAUCAAAGCAGAUGAAGGCCGACGUGGAUGAGUAUCUCAAGACAAGGCAACAGGGAUCAUCGUUUCUGGCUGAUCUGAAGCAGAAGUUGCUACUUCCACCCAUUGAAGCUGCUUCUGCUGGGACGCGUUACAAUGUGCCUUUGAUCAACUCCCUCGUACUUUACGUUGGGAUGCAGGCCAUCCAACAACUUCAGGCAAGAAGUCCUCAUGCUCAGUCAACGGCUAAUACUGUUACAUUAGCAGUAUUUCUGGUGGGUGCUGCUCUAGAUAUUUUCCAGACUCUGAUCGUGGAGUUGGAUACUGAAGGGCGCUACCUCUUCCUCAAUGCCGUCGCAAACCAACUUCGUUAUCCGAAUACCCACACCCAUUACUUUUCUUUUGUGCUCCUAUACCUGUUCGCUGAAUCGACUCAGGAAAUUAUCCAGGAGCAGAUAACAAGAGUGUUGUUGGAACGCCUCAUUGUCAAUAGACCUCAUCCAUGGGGACUGCUGAUUACAUUCAUUGAACUUAUUAAGAAUCCAAGAUACAACUUUUGGAACCGGUCCUUUAUAAGAUGUGCACCAGAUAUCGAAAGACUAUUUGAGUCGGUCUCUAGAUCCUGCGGUGGCCCUAAAUCUGCAGACGAGAACAUGGUUCAAAAUUGGGUACCUGAUACCGCCCACUAGAUCAGUAGUCUCUUCUGUAUUUGGCUGUAAUGUACAGAGUAUUUAUUCCCAUCCCAACGAUACGAUUGUUUAGUCAAUGCCAGUGUUUGUUUAAUAUGUAAAUAAUAUAUUUUUUUUCUCAAUUUAAAAUUGAAUAUGAUUUCAA
This is a messenger RNA of Cucurbita moschata (crookneck pumpkin), 7437 nucleotides long. Its product is annotated as CCR4-NOT transcription complex subunit 1-like. The transcript has 51 exons. Gene Ontology annotation, cellular component: CCR4-NOT core complex; P-body. The record is from RefSeq and is a predicted model, not a curated record. Gene Ontology annotation, molecular function: molecular adaptor activity. The coding region runs from base 171 to 7292 and encodes 2373 amino acids. NCBI's taxonomy places the organism in Eukaryota, Viridiplantae, Streptophyta, Magnoliopsida, Cucurbitales, Cucurbitaceae. Gene Ontology annotation, biological process: nuclear-transcribed mRNA catabolic process, deadenylation-dependent decay.